This is a messenger RNA of Pterocles gutturalis (yellow-throated sandgrouse), 576 nucleotides long. RefSeq names its product sterol 26-hydroxylase, mitochondrial-like. Gene Ontology annotation, molecular function: oxidoreductase activity, acting on paired donors, with incorporation or reduction of molecular oxygen; iron ion binding; heme binding. The record is from RefSeq and is a predicted model, not a curated record. NCBI's taxonomy places the organism in Eukaryota, Metazoa, Chordata, Aves, Pterocliformes, Pteroclidae. Gene Ontology annotation, cellular component: mitochondrial inner membrane. The annotation marks the transcript as partial. The transcript is spliced from 4 exons. Gene Ontology annotation, biological process: cellular response to peptide hormone stimulus; cholesterol metabolic process; glucocorticoid biosynthetic process.
ACCUCCAACACGCUGUGCUGGGCCCUGUACCACCUCUCCCGGGACCUGGGCAUCCAGGAGACCCUGUACCAGGAGCUGAAAGCUGUCGUGCCCUCCGACCGGUUCCCUGGUGCUGAGGAUAUCCCCAAGAUGCCGAUGCUUCGGGCUAUUAUCAAGGAGACACUGAGGGUCUACCCUGUGGUGCCCACCAAUGCCAGGGUCUUCUACGAGAAGGACAUUGUCAUUGGAGACUACCUCUUCCCCAAGAACACCCUCUUCGUCCUGGCACACUACGCAAUGUCCCACGAUGAGACCUACUUUCCUGAGCCUGAGCGGUGCCUGCCCCAACGCUGGCUCCGGGGCCAUGGCUCCCCCCACCACCCCUUCAGCUCCAUCCCCUUUGGCUACGGGGGCCGCGCCUGUGUUGGCCGCCGCAUUGCCGAGCUGGAGAUGCACCUGGCCCUCGCCAGGAUCAUCCAAGCGUUCGAGGUGCGGCCGGACCCCUGCGGCGUGGAGGUGACAUCUGUGUCCCGCAUCGUCCUGGUGGCCGACAAGCCCAUCAACCUGGAGUUCAUUGCUCGCCCGGGGGCCCCCUGA